GAACCGAAUUUCCGCCAUGCUGUUUCGUUUUGGGGUGAUCGUGCCCGCUCGGUUGACCGAAGGCGGCGCGGCGCUGUGUGUCUCAGGCUCCCGGCCAGAGCUGGGUCACUGGGAGCCCAAGCAGGCGCUGGCCAUGAAACCUGCGCGGCCACUGGCUCCCUUGCCCGCUCAGGAGCCGGUGCUGUGGCUCGCGGAGGUGGCGCUGCCCGAAGAAGAGGCCGCGGGCACGUUCUGGUACAAAUUCCUCCGGCGCCACGAGAAUGGAAGCACCGUCUGGGAAGGCAAUGGGCCCCACCAUGAUCGAUGCAGUGUUUAUAACCCAAGCAACUUGGUUGAUGGAGUUUAUUGCCUUCCAAUAGGACACUGGAUUGAAGUUUCUGGGCAUACUGAUGAGAUGAAGCAUACAACUGACUUCUAUUUUAAUAUUGCUGGACAUCAGGCUAUUCACUACUCCAGGAUUUUGCCAAAUCUAUGGUUAGGAAGUUGUCCUCGUCAAGUGGAGCAUGUGACUGUGAAAAUGAAACAUGAGUUGAGGAUUACAGCUGUAAUGAACUUCCAGACAGAAUGGGAUAUUGUUCAGAAUUCCUGGGGAUGCAACCGUUAUCCAGAACCUAUGAGCCCAGAAGUUCUUAUGAAGCUGUAUAAAGAAGAAGGCCUUGUCUAUGUUUGGAUGCCUACACCAGACAUGAGUACUGAAGGUAGAGUACAGAUGUUGCCUCAGGCUGUCUGUCUCCUCCAUGGCUUGCUGGAGAACGGGCACACAGUCUACGUUCAUUGUAAUGCUGGCGUUGGCAGGUCCACAGCCGCAAUCUGUGGCUGGUUAAAGUACGUGCUCAGAUGGAACGUGAGGAAAGUCCAGUAUUUUGUGGUCUCCAGGAGAGCUGCGGUCUACAUCGAUGAAGAAGCUCUGGUGCGUGCGGAGGAGGAUUUUUUCCAGAAAUUUGGAUCUCUUCAUUCUUCUUACAAGCCAUAACUGAACAAGAAGAAAUCACUAGAAGUGUUGUCAAACCCACAUGCUUGAGAAAUUAUGAACUGAGUUCUAAAAAUGGCAUCUCUGCCUGAGGAAAUGGUGGGAUGCCAUGGCUGAUGCCUCCUGAUUACAUUUUGCCUUUUCCCCAAACCUUUGAUUUGACUGGAUGCAUGUGCACCAGCCAGGACUGUGUUUCUGCUGUAGUGGAAGAGGUAAUCACAUGGAUUAGCUGCUUGGCAUAUGGAUCAACUAUUUGGGAAGGGAUGUAGGGGAGACUGAAUUAACUCCCCUUUGUUUUUGUUUUGUUUUGUUUAACAAAAAAAUAAUCAGACAUAGCAUAGAUUUUCUAAUAGGACUCAGUACCAGCAGUGACGAUGCCAAUAACAACAGACACAUAUGCACACGCGCGCGCACACACACACACACACACACACACGACGCUGUAUUGGAGAGAAAGACAAUGUUAGCACCUGGUUGUGUGUAAAAUAAUAGACAGGACAAAGGCACUGGUUUAUAAAGUAAGCUGCUACAAACUAUUAAACCUUAACAGACUCUGCCUUCCUAUCCACCCACCAACCUUCAUACACCUAGACAAUCUAAAUCGUUUGGUCAUUUCAUAGGGCCAAAGUCUUUGGCAAAUAGAAAUUAUAAUGAAUUAUAGUUAAUGAGAAAAACAAGAACUAUGUGCUGCUCUCUGUACAUUAGUGGUUAUUUGUGAUGCAUGAAUAAAAAGGUAACUUACAAUGUG
Messenger RNA from Varanus komodoensis (Komodo dragon), 1718 nucleotides. It is a transcript of the gene EPM2A, whose product is annotated as EPM2A glucan phosphatase, laforin. Gene Ontology annotation, molecular function: starch binding; protein tyrosine phosphatase activity; protein tyrosine/serine/threonine phosphatase activity. Gene Ontology annotation, biological process: protein dephosphorylation. Gene Ontology annotation, cellular component: nucleus; cytoplasm. Bases 17 to 973 code for a protein of 318 amino acids. The transcript has 4 exons. Lineage: Eukaryota; Metazoa; Chordata; Lepidosauria; Squamata; Varanidae. The record is from RefSeq and is a predicted model, not a curated record.